Molecule: messenger RNA, 4653 nt
Organism: Spinacia oleracea (spinach)
Lineage: Eukaryota; Viridiplantae; Streptophyta; Magnoliopsida; Caryophyllales; Amaranthaceae
Exons: 3
Coding region: 1-4653 (1550 amino acids)
Source: RefSeq, a predicted model, not a curated record
AUGGGAGGGAGGAAGAAGCUUCACUCUAACAAAACUAAUCAGGAAGGUUUGUCAUCUUCUUCUGGUAAUCAAAAUCGGUCGAAUAAUGCCAUGAGAGGGGUUGGGGGUCUGAGCUCGACCUCUGGGUUGAAUUUUGGGUUUCCCCCUUCAACUGGAUUUCAAGCUGCUUCUUCUAUGGAGAUGUUACAGGAGACAACAGCGGCACGCAUAAGGAGAGUAGCUCUUUCUCUUGAACGUAGUAUUGAGAAUCAAGCUAGAGGGGAGGAGAUUGUUGAUACCUCUAAUAUAGAUCCAAAAUUCCUUCCUCAUCCAAGUACUGGACCUGUCACUCGUGAGUUGCUUGAGGUGAUUGCGGAGUAUCAGAGAGCUUCUGGUCAGCAUGCUCCAGUUAAUCGGAGAUUGGAGAUGGAACAACCUGAGAAGCCUCCGUCGUGGUCCUCUGUUGUUGCAGGGUCGAAACUUGCAGGUAAAGGAGUUCCUCUCUCUUUUAUUGCUCCUGUUAUUAAGGAUGGAAAGAAAGUGAUUAAGUUGCAACCCUCAGAAUUGGAUAAAUUGAAUGAGCACUGGCAGCAAUCUAUUGUGUUGUAUGUUGUAGGAUAUACCCCUACUAUAGCUUCUUUGUCUAAGUAUGUUGCUGCAAAUUGGUCUUAUGUGAGCACGCCUAAGAUUUUUCUUCAUGAUGAUGGAUAUUUUGUGGUGAAAUUCAUGUCUAUGGAUGAUAAGAAUGCAGUGUUAGCAGAUGGUCCACACCUCUUCUUUGGCAAGGCCAUGAUUAUUAAGCCAUGGAAGGCAAACUUUGAUUUCUGUGAAGAAAUUCUUAGGGUGAUUCCCAUUUGGGUGAAGUUCCCUAAUCUUCCUCUCAAUUGUUGGAGUUCUGACUCGUUGAGUAGGAUAGGUAGCAGCUUGGGUGUUCCUUUAUUUGUUGAUGCUUGCACAACUAGACAGGACAGAAUCUCUUUUGCCAGGGUUUUAAUCGAAAUGGAUGUCACUUUGGCAUUGCCUGAUUGUGUCUGGAUAGAAGAUGAGCUAGGUAAACUGAUGAAACAACAGGUUGGGAAACCUAAGAGAGUAUGGGUGCCAAAGAAGGUUCAACCAGUGAACCCUGUUACUGCUGCUGCUCAAGUUGUCACUCCUUGUAAUCAAGGUCUUCCUACUCCAGACUCAAACACUGGAUGGAAGGUUGUUACCAGGAAGACUCAGAGCAAGGGAGGUGGUACAGCUGUGGGAGUAGAGAACUCUUUUUCUGUGUUGGAACAAGAGUCUGAUGAGGACUUAUCUGAUUGUGAGGGAGAUGAGAAUGUUGGGAAUGGGGUAGUUGGUUCUGGAAAAGAUCCUCCUAAAUUCCUAAUCCAUGAAUAUCUGAGGUUCCUUAAUAAUCAUAGUAUUCAUGUAGUAGCUUUAUUAGAAACAAGAGUAAGGCUUGGAAAUAAGGAGAAGGUUCAGAAGAGAUUUGGGGGGGUGUGGACUUGGUUCUGCAACUAUCCUCACUCUCCAAAAGGUAGAAUAUGGGUUGGUUGGAGGACUGCUGAUGUGGACUUACAGAUUCUUAGUAGUUCCUCUCAAAAUGUUCAUUGUUGGAUCCACACUAAGGACCAUAAAUUUUCUUCUUUCUUUACUGCUGUUUAUGGCUUGCAUAGUGUUGGGCAUAGGCAAGCUUUGUGGGAUGAGUUGAACCAUCUGAGUACUAGCAGUUCAGCUAGUCCUUGGCUGGUUGCUGGUGACUUCAAUUCUAUCCUUUAUUCUGGGGAUAGAAUUAAUGGAAAUGCUGUGAGUAAUGCAGAAACUAGGGAUUUUAAUCAAUGUAUUUCAGAUUGUGACCUAAAUGAACUGCAUAGCACUGGAUGGUUUUUUUCUUGGUCUAGCAAGGGUACAGAUGACCCUAGAGUAUGGAGCAGGAUUGACAGGGCAUUUGGAAACAUGAAGUGGAUGGACUCUUUUUCUGAGUUGUCUACUAAAUACUUGAAUCCUUCCUUAUCUGAUCAUUCUCCUAUUAUCAUUCCUUGCAUUACUAACCCUUCUUCUGGUGGGAGACCUUUCAAAUUUUUGAACUAUUUAGCAGAUCACUCCUCUUUUGAGAAUAUUGUGGGUGAGUGUUGGAAUAGUGAGGAUAGGGGUAGACCAAUGGCUCAAAUCUGGUUUAAGCUGAAUAGAGUUAAGCACAAGCUAAAGGUUUUACAUAAGGAGGAGUUUUCUCAUACAGCUGAGAAAAUUGAGUAUUAUAGAAGUGAGUUAGACAAUCUGCAAACUCAGAUGAGGAGUGAUAACAGUCCUCACUUGCUUAGUACUGAAAAAGAGCUUAUUUGCAAUCUCAGAAAGUGGUUAGCUAUUGAAGAACAAGCUCUUAAGCAGAAGUCUAGGGUUCAGUGGGUUAAAGUGGGAGAUUCUAACCACCAGUUCUUUUACUCUUCUAUGAAAGAGAGAUUCUGUAUAAAUAAAGUGCAUCUGCUUCAUGGAGAUGGGGGAGUGGAGAUCACUGAUCUUACUGAGAUUCAGUCCAAGAUCAUUGAUUUCUAUAAACAGCUUCUGGGUUCAGCUGCUUCUUCUCUGCCUGGCUUGGAUGUGCCUACUAUCAGAAAUGGAAAUGUCUUAUCUUCUGAUUCUAGAGCUUUGCUUUGCUUGCCUGUUACUGUAGGUGGAAUUGAUGAUGCUUUGGCUAGCAUUGACUCUUCCAAAGCCCCAGGUUUGGAUGGUUUCAACUCAUUCUUUUUUAAGAAAAGUUGGCCUAUUAUAAAACAUGAUAUUUAUAGAGCAGUGAUGGAUUUCUUUGAUUCUGGUUUUCUGUAUGGCAAGUUUAACUGUACUGCAGUGACUUUGGUCCCUAAAGUCCCAUGUCCUACUUCUGUUGCUCAGUUUAGGCCCAUUGCUUGUUGUUCUACCAUGUACAAGAUUAUUUCUAAAAUCUUGACUGCUAGGCUUCAAAGGGUGGUGUCUGAAGUGGUUUCUGAAUAUCAAGCUGGUUUUGUGCCAGGUAGGAACAUAUCUGAUAACAUUAUUGUUGCAACUGAGCUGAUUAGGGGAUAUAAUAGGGCUCAUAUGUCCCCUAGGUGUAUGGUUAAGGUAGAUUUGAGAAAAGCAUAUGAUUCUGUUGAAUGGCCUUUUCUCUUCAUGGUGUUACAGGAGCUUGGCUUCCCUGGGCAGUUCAUUCAGUGGGUGCACUCCUGUGUUACUUCUGUGAGCUAUUCAAUUCUUGUUAAUGGCAAACCUAUGCUGCCUUUUCCUGCAAAGAAAGGCCUUAGACAAGGGGACCCUCUCUCUACUUUCUUGUUUGCCAUUUGCAUGGAGUAUCUGAGUAGAUGUAUGAAGAACUUGGCUACCAAUCCUGAUUUCAAUUAUCAUCCUAAAUGUGAGAAGAUCAAGCUCACUCAUCUCAUGUUUGCAGAUGAUUUGUUGUUUUUUGCUAGAGGUGACAUUAUCUCCCUGCAGCUUAUGUUUAAAGCUUUUUCCUGUUUUUCUCAAGCUUCUGGGUUGGUAGCUAAUAUGGAGAAAACUGAGAUCUAUUUUUCUGGUGUUCCUCAGUGGGAACAAGAUGCAAUUAUGGUUUCUCUUGGUAUUUCUAAAGGCAGUCUUCCUUUUAAAUACUUAGGAGUUCCACUUUCUAGUGCCAAACUUACCAUUAACCAGUGUAAACCUCUCAUUGAUAAAUUCUACUCUAGAGUUUCUUCUUGGGUUGCUAAGAAAUUGUCCUAUGCUGGAAGGUUACAGUUGGUGAAGGUGAUCUUGUUUAGCCUUCAAACCUACUGGAGCCAAAUAUUUAUGCUCCCAAAAAAGGUUCUCAGAGAGAUAGAAAGAAUUUGUAGGACCUAUCUGUGGACUGGUGACACCAAAACCUCUAGGAAAGCUCCCAUUGCUUGGGAUUCAGUGUGUAAACCUAGAGUUGCUGGUGGGCAAAAUGUGAAAAACUUCUAUCUUUGGAACAAAGCUGCUAUUCUGAAGCUUUUGUGGGCUUUGGCUUUCAAACCUGAUGCUCUAUGGGUUAAAUGGGUCAAUGCAUACUAUAUCAAGGGCAAGGAUUUGUUCACCAUGGCUCUGCCAGGUUCUGCUUCCUGGGUUCUUAAGAAGAUUUGGGGGUGUAGAGAUUUGCUGAAAAGGGAUCCUAUGUGCAAGCAACUGUUUUUUGCUACUGGUGGUUACUCUAUCAAGAAGAUGUACCUAUGUUUGUUGGGUCAGUUUCCUAAAGUUCAGUGGAGGAGAGUGGUUUGUAAUAACUUUGCUAGCCCUAAGAGUCUUUUCAUUUUGUGGCUAGCUGUUCAUGGGAGGCUUUCUACCAAAGACAGACUCUUGCAGUGGGGCAUAGUUACUGAUGGUGUUUGCAGUUUAUGUGGUGUUGAUCCAGAAUCAGUGCAGCACUUGUUCUUUCAGUGUUCUUAUGCUAGACAAGUCUGGCAGAAAUUCCUGCAGAUUCUAAAUAUCAAUAGGAGCAGCCAAGCUUUUGAUCAGGAGCUCCAUUUUGCUAUGAGGAUGAGUAAAAAAUGCACUGCUGUGAGCAAACUUCUCCUUGCUGGUUUUGCUGAAGCAGUCUAUUGCCUGUGGAUUCAAAGGAAUCAAAGAGUCUUUGCUGGUCAUGUUCAAUCAGCUGAGCAAAUUGUUAAAGAAAUUGUGUUUAAGGUUGCUUGCAGAUGUAGAGAUUCAGACAUUGCUUUGUUGCUGUAUUAG